CCAUGGCUGCUUUCCCUGUGUUUUCGAAUUAAAGCGUCCAGUUAUGUCUCUGCUGUUACCGAAAGACUACACAAGAGACGCGAAUGACUUUUCCACAACCCACCGCGCAAGUGCUUGCUGGGCGCGCACGCAUCGCAAGCCUUGUUUCGUCCAUUAGGCCCUUACGCCUGCGCACCUCUGUAUUCGACCUCACGGCGCAUCGCAUUCCGACAUUAUGGACUCUCUAUCGCGGUCUGCUGCGGAACUCGCCUACCAACGAGAUACGAUGGAGGAUGGAGUCUCUCUUCCGACGAGACAAGUCUAUGCGCAAGGCGGUAGAUGUACGAGACGCCCUCAGGAAGUACCACAGGUGGAACGACAUCUUUGCAGCUGCCCAACAAGGCGACACUCGGCUGCAGAGAGUAUUGGAGCGAUACAGCCGGAUGAUUAGUGCCAAGAAACGCAACGACCGCAUGGCUGAAAUUGUGGAGGAGGAAGUCGCCUGGAUUCAGAAGCUCAGGAACCGACCCAUACUGACAGGUUCAUACGUUCGCCCAUCAUUUUUCAAUGGCCCUCUUCCGCGCAUGAAGCCCUUCCCUAUACAUGUGGGAGCGCUCAUCCAUAAGCGGCGGGUGAGGCGAGGCAAGCGCAUCGAGGAGUUGGGGGUGCUACGUGACCUGAAGGACGAUCUGGCGAAGGAGCGGGACUUUGAAGCUGAACUUCUCCGAGCCAGCAACGGCGACCCCUCACAAACGCAAGCUGUAUUUACGGAUCACUUUGAUGACUGGGAUCGCCCGAUAACCAGUCGCAUCCACGAGAUCCUACAGACCUUCAAGCGUGAUGAUGCUCGAGCUCGCAUGCCGUACCCUCCGCAAAUGCUCGCGGCUAUCAAGGCCGCUCGACGGGAGAAGGUCGAGAACAAGACAAGGGAACUGGAGCGUGAACGCCGGGGCGCUGUACUGAAGCGUACGCUCCUGCGACGGCGAAAAGGCCCACCAGCGCACGUUCUGGCGACGAUGUCUGCGCAGGAGAGACAUAUGGACAAGGUUUCGCGAAGUGUCAGCGAGGUAGGGUACGUGGGCCAGGUGAAGCGAGCGCUGGGGUUCAGGCUACGGAAUCCACAAGCGUGGAAAGCGGAAAUUGGGAGACCCGAGGAGAAGGAGAGACUGGACCGGAUGAUGCAUGAAAUCAGCGCUGAGAAUAGGCGGCGGCGGCAGCGUGCGGCGAGGGCGGCGGAGAGUGUGAGAAGGGCUGAGCCGUCGUGAUGCUAGCUGUGUGGUAAUGGAGCUGCAUAAG
Postia placenta MAD-698-R-SB12 is the source of this 1275-nucleotide messenger RNA. RefSeq lists its product as hypothetical. The coding region runs from base 84 to 1244 and encodes 386 amino acids. The transcript has 5 exons. The record is from RefSeq and is a predicted model, not a curated record. Lineage: Eukaryota; Fungi; Basidiomycota; Agaricomycetes; Polyporales; Adustoporiaceae.